GUGAAAGCUACUGCUUUCAGUGGCUCAGAAUCAGAGAGAGAAAUAACUGAUAGUCUCUUACCUACAUGCGGAUAAACCAAACAAAUGCCUAGUAAGCAUGAACAGGAAUCAAGAGUGACAGAUUUCCAGAGCAAAUGCAGAAUUCCAAGUGAAUUUCACAGUGAGCUCCAGGCUUAAAGACAGUGUAUCUUUUCCAUGGUCUCAGAGCCUGACAAAAUCUCUGACAGGGUGUGCUGUACAAACGCUGGCAAGUUAGAGUCAACUUAAAAGAAAAGGAGCAACUUAAAUACAAACCACACCAGAGAAGGAGUUUGCUCAGGGAGUUAUUGACAUGGCUGAGAGGAUCUGGCCAUUCAAAGUUCUCAGAAGCUGAGCACAGAAAUAAGCCCCAGUGUCAAAUGGCCCAAAAAGGUCAUAGAAGGUUUGAAUUUCACACCUUUAAUUCCUUAUUGCCAAGCAGUUUAAAUGAACACUUCAUUAUAUACAUUUCAAAAUGAACUUGACAAAAGCCAGCUGAGAUCAGUAUGGACUCAACGACCUAGCACUGCCCGCUCCAAGGGCCUUUCAGAGGAGAUAGAAAGCAGAUACCCUGACCAUUUGUGCGUCCAAAUUCAGCCAUGGCAUACAGAGGCAUAACUCCACUGAGUGCAAGAGCUGAAUCUGGCCCAUGAUCAAAGAUCCCAUGAUGUUUUUUAGGAACAGAGGAAAGUUAGGGACAGGGUUCGGUAACAUUGGAGCUCAAGUCAUUAAAACCAAACCAGUUUCCAUUCCCUCUGCAGACAUAGGAUGAAAACUGCUGUUCUCACAUGCCUUGUUCUGACAUUAGAUCAAAUCCUAUCAGGGCUUUCUCUUUGCUGCUAUCAGUUCCAUGCCCAUCAGAGCAAACACAACCGAGUUGGAGGUCUUCUGUUGUGUGGUGCACACAGGCAGGUUGUUCAGGUGAAAUUCACCCCCGGCGUGAUGACUGCUGCACCACUUCAGACCUAUAAGUGGUUCAAGGGUAAAGCAGACAGGUGGUGGAGGUGGGGACUCCAGACCUGUUCCAAAUAGACUGGUGUGGAAGAUAGCAGGGCAGCAGCACUGUAGUGAAUUUCAUCCAAGGGACAUCUCUGUGCACAACCCAUUGCAGAAGGUCCUCCCUUCCCCCCAGUCUCCACUGACUAUCCUCAUAAAAACGUAACAGGAAACAGCAAAGAUAAAGCUAUUUCUGCAGAAAGGGCACAGCCAUUUCUCAUAUUAACUCCUAUAGGAGAAGGCUAAAAAGGAACAGUCAAGUGCCUCAUCUUCUUUGCUUCCAAUUGCAGAGGGUGUAAUAAUGGCCGGACACACGGGUGCUGAUAAGAGACAGAUCUUUAUUGUCUGGCCCUGCUCACCAGACACAGGAAUUCCUAAGCAUUUGGAAAUGCAAGCGAAGUAAUGGAGAUUGAGCCCUCGUACACUGACUUUAUUUCCUGUGAUCGCACUGGGCGGAGGAACGCUAUCCAUGACAUCCAAGGAGACUCAACCACUAUCAGCAUGCGGAAGCUGGCAGGCGACAUAAGCAAGCUCUCCAUUGAAGGAGCAGGAAGCCAAGCUGCUGCUGCUGCUUCUGAGAAGGAACCUGAAGUGAGACUCAAAGGGCAAAAUGGCACCCCCCCAUCAUGAGCGUCACAAGAGUGGGGGGAAGGGUGGGAGGAGGAAAGAACUGUAAACUCUAAAUGGGAAUGUUCCAUCAAAUCUGCUGACAACUCAGAGCCAAACCAGAACAAUGAAUUCUCCCUUUAAAUGCCUCUGCUGUGACCAUUCUGUUCAGAUACCUGUAGGAAGCUCAUCAGUGAGUGGUACAUCCAUGGAACUCUACCCCCAUCUAGAACAGCUUAGAACAACACUGCACGGGUGGUAGUCACAUGACCCACUCAAAGUGCCUCAGUAGCAAUUUUCCUCUACAGGACAUUUAAAAUCUACACUUCAGCCUUUACUGUAUAAGGUACAUUUUUUACUCUGUACAUUUAGACUAUUUAUUUAUUUCCUGUUUCCAUAGAUUAAAGAUUUCGGUGCUUCCCUUAAUUCACCUUCCUUCUGUAUCCAGCUUAGAGAUGAAUGGAUAUUUAGCGCUGCCUACACAGGCACCUGGAGUUAUGGGGAUCACCUGGGAAGGGGUGAGGGCAGUUCCUGCUGCAUUAAUAUUGAACACUAUUAACCUGUGCUGCUGCUUUUUGGGAAUCAGAAAAGGACUAAAACUCACAGGUGCAUGGACAAACUCCACCUGCAGGCUCAGCAGCACCACACAUGGGCACCAUUUGGCAUUGUAGGGUUUUCAGAUACUGUUA
This is a messenger RNA of Dermochelys coriacea (leatherback sea turtle), 2309 nucleotides long. RefSeq names its product cAMP-dependent protein kinase inhibitor gamma (gene PKIG). Gene Ontology annotation, biological process: negative regulation of cAMP-dependent protein kinase activity. The record is from RefSeq and is a predicted model, not a curated record. Gene Ontology annotation, molecular function: cAMP-dependent protein kinase inhibitor activity. Lineage: Eukaryota; Metazoa; Chordata; Testudines; Dermochelyidae. Bases 1417 to 1644 code for a protein of 75 amino acids. Gene Ontology annotation, cellular component: cytoplasm; nucleus. The transcript is spliced from 3 exons.